This is a messenger RNA of Nicotiana tabacum (common tobacco), 973 nucleotides long. NCBI's taxonomy places the organism in Eukaryota, Viridiplantae, Streptophyta, Magnoliopsida, Solanales, Solanaceae. The record is from RefSeq and is a predicted model, not a curated record.
UUUCGCUUUCUUUUGGUUGUACUGCUGAUUGAAUGAACUGCUGUUCCAAGCUUUUCCUUUUAGAAGAGUUGCAUGGCAACAAUGUCAGAAAUGGAGGCAGUGCGACUAUGCAGGCGAACAAAGUUAUGAUCGAAGAUCCCUGGUUGCAUGAAACUGCAUUACCUAGUUGUUUGGAAGGUGUAACAAGAGAAGACGUGGAGAUUGUUCUUCUUGGAACUGGUUCAUCUCAGCCUUCAAAAUAUCGGAAUGUUAGUUCUAUUUUUGUCAAUCUUUUCUCAAAGGGAAGUAUUCUGUUAGAUUGUGGUGAAGGAACAUUGGGACAGCUCAAAAGAAGAUUUGGCAUUGAAGGUGCUGAUGAAGCCGUAAAAGAUUUAAGGUGUAUUUGGAUUUCUCAUAUUCAUGCUGAUCAUCAUACUGGUCUUGCAAGAAUACUUGCUCUCCGACGCGAUUUGCUCAAUGAAACUCCUCAUGAACCUUUAAUUGUUGUGGGCCCAAGGCAGCUUAAGAGAUUCCUCGAUGCAUACCAAAAACUCGAGGAUCUGGAUAUGCAGUUCCUUGAUUGUAGGCAUACUACAGAAGCUUCAUUAAAGACUUUCGAGUCAAAUGAAGAUAAGGAUGUGAGUGAGAGUGCAUGUGUACCAAGUGACCAAAAGAAUGGUUCUACCUUAUUUGCUAAAGGGAGCCGUAUGGAGAGUUAUUGGAAGAGGCCAGGCAGUCCGGUUGAUUCAGCGGCUGUAUUCCCAUUGCUGAAGACAUUAAAGGAAAUUCUCAGAGACGCAGGAUUGGAGGCAUUGAUUAGCUUUCCUGUUAUUCAUUGUCCACAAGCAUAUGGCGCUGUCUUGAAGGCUGCUGAUAGGACUAAUAGCACUGGGAAGAAGAUACCAGGAUGGAAAAUUGUAUACUCUGGCGACACUAGGCCGUGUCCAGAACUAGUUGAAGCUUCGCGUGGUGCAACGGUUCUCAUACACGAGGC